This is a messenger RNA of Stegodyphus dumicola, 4641 nucleotides long. RefSeq lists its product as uncharacterized. The record is from RefSeq and is a predicted model, not a curated record. NCBI's taxonomy places the organism in Eukaryota, Metazoa, Arthropoda, Arachnida, Araneae, Eresidae. Gene Ontology annotation, molecular function: metal ion binding.
GUAUUGGGUUUGUUUAUCUCGAAGGUGUUCUGUAGAAAUGAAAUUUUGCAGACGACAUCGAAAUGUACUAGCCGUAAUUUAUAGCACUCCUCUUCUCAAUAUACAUUCCAGUUUAUUUUAAACGGAUGCUAUGCAUAAGAAUAACUGAAAGAUGAACCCAUUUAAUGGUGAAGAGCAAAAUAUGGUAAUCGAAGGACAAACUGUCAGAUUACCUACUUUAGAUGGGGGAUAUGAAACUCUUUCUCCUAGCAUAACUUUUCGGAAACCGUGUUGGAUGCCAGAUGAGAAAGCUGCUUCAUGUCUAAACUGUGGUGUAAAAUUUUCGCAAUUAAAAAGAAAACAUCACUGUAGAAAUUGUGGAAAAAUAUUUUGCUCAAAGUGCUGUUUUGAAAAGAUGUGCCUACCUCAUUUUGGUUUGAAGGAUCCAGAAAAAGUGUGUAAUAACUGCAAAUUGAUAGUAGAAUUAAUGAUGAAGUCUAAAUCUGAUAAUAUGGCAAUGAAAUAUGAGGCUGUUGAGGGAUUGUCAACACUGACCAAAAAUGUGGCUGGCUUAUGCAAGGUUAUUGAAUGUGGGGGUCUUCACAUAAUGUUGUCCAUGGCUUUAAAUGGAGAUGCUAAGCUGAAAGGUGCCGUAGCUUCUGCCUUACAUAACAUAACACAAAAUAUGAUGUUGAAUACCUUUCUAACAGAAAUUGGUUGUCUAAAAGUUUUGAAAUGUAUAAUUUCUUCAUCCAAUUCUACUGAAGUUCUCAGUGAUUGUUUAAGUGCCUUAAAUUUAUUGUGCAUGGAUUUUAAUAUAAGAACAAAAGUUUUGAAGGAGGGUAUGAUUUCUCCAUUGCUCACAAUUAUCAGCUCUACAGGAACAAUUGCAGUGUUUGCAGCUAGAAUCUUAUUACUUCUUGUCAACAAUUUUGAUCAUCACGAGUUCAUUCUCCAGAACCACAGCAGUAUUAUCUCGGAUCUUUUUGACUGUUUGCAGGAUGAAGACUAUCAAAUGCAGACAUGCAUUAGCAAAAUGCUGGUCUUUUUCUCAGCUGGAUCUAUUUCUCUUCGACAAGCAAUUAUUCAGGAAGAUGUAAAUAGAAGCUUUCCACUUACAUAUUUGUUGAAAGGUGCUUACCAGAAUGUCCUAGUAAAUGUGAUUUGUAUUGUGGCAAACUUAUCCUUGGAUAUAAAUGAAAACUAUGUACAUCAGUAUGUAACUGGCUUAUGUGAAUUGUUGAAUUCUCUUAAUGAAGAAAGUGAGGAGAUGUAUAUACACCUUGGAAGAGGCCUUGCAAACUUUGCUGAAAAUCCUGCCAAUACUUUGCACAUGAUUCAUCAUCUACCUUCUAUCAUAACAAAUUUAUUAAAAUCAGCUUUUGAAGUUCCUAAAAUCCAUGCAAGUCGAGUAAUUAUCUAUCUCUUCUCAACUGAGCCUACUUGUACUCUGGAUGUCUUAUCUCAAUCAGGAAUGGAUGAGUUUAUUGAAAUUAUUUUUAAUCUGCCAGGAAUUACUGAUAUUCUAAAUAACUUGCUUCUCAGAAAGGUAUCACGGCUGUCAGUAUGUCAAUAGGAGAUUUCUGUUUUACUUAUGCAUUAUUUUGGUAUACAGAUAAUUUAAUUAUGCAUGUAUAUUAAAUAGAUAAAAUCAUAUAGAAUAUUUUUUACAUAUUAAAAUCGAAUUAUAUGCCUUUAACACUAUUUACACUUUUAGAAAUUUACUAAAAUGUAUAAAAUAUGUAUGAUUCAGGAUAGCAUGAAAACUUUAAAUAUAAUCAAAUACUUAGAUGUUUGGUUUAUAUGAAAUAUAUUUGCCUGAUUUUCUUCAAAAAGAUGUUUUUGUGUCAAAUAUUAUAAAAUAUAUACAUGUUAGAAAUGUUUAAUUCGUUUUCUUGAAUAAAACCUAAACAAUUUAGUACAAGAUUUAUUACAUUAUUUUAUUACUAAGUAUAAAAAUUUCCUAAAGUGCGAGUUUUACUGAGUAAGUUUUUAUAUUCAUUCAUUAAGAUGUAUUGUAAUUCUACUUUUUUAAUUCAUCAGUGUGCAAUAUUCUGCAUUCCAAACAACAAUAAAUUAUUUUGAAACAAGAUUAAUAAUUUAAAUGUGCACUAUAUUUUAUCAUUAUACUGUAUGAAGCUAAUCUUUUAUAACCACAGAAAAUUUUAAUAUUAAUGUAAUAGUUCUACAGCAACAUUUUAUUUCCUACCUUUACAUUUGUUGCAUUAAGUUUUCCCUUUUUGUAAUAUUUUGCUUUUAAAAUAAAUCUGUUUAUCAUAUCAUAUUGUUUAAACUUUCCACAUAACAAAAUUAUAUUGUUAAUAAACUUGCUGAAAAUAAACCAGUAAUUUUAUGUUAUUUUUGGCAAUUUAACUUUUACCUGUCAGUGAUAAAAUUAAUGAUUAAAUUUGAUUUUGACUUUCUACAGUGAUAUAGAUAUGUAUGGGCCCAUUUAUCUAUGUUUUUAAUCUUUCAUUAAAAAUGAUAAAAUUUUCUUAUUAAUAGCUUACAAAAUAAAAUUUUAAGUAUAAAUAUAUUUAGCAAUGAUUUAGUAAAAAAAUAAAUGUAUUGCUAAAUUCAAUUUCUUAAAGCUAUAAUCAAAUGCAAUUUCAUUGAAAAGGUGCAGCUACAAUAAAAUGCAAAGCAUUUCAUAAUUGAGGAAAAAAGAUUAAAAAACUCCAUCCAUAGCAUGCAAUAAAAUAUAUAAAUUUUUCCCACAUUAUAUUUUUGUUGAUGAACUAUUUGUUGAUUAUAAUAUUUAAAAGCUUUCUCAAAGCUAUACUAAAAGUUUAUCUCGAACUCGGGGAAAUUCUGAAUAUGCAAAAAUUCCUCAUAAUUGAGCAUAUAAAAAAAUGCAACUCGCAGUAGAAAAGCCAAAUGAAUAGGAGAAAAAAUUCCUAAUCUAAAAUUCUAAAAAGUAUCUUUAUUUGUUAUCAACUUGAAUAUCAAAUGCCUAUAUUUGAAUUAUGUGAGUUUUAGAAAGAAAUAAGGGGCAGAGCCAUAAAUGCUGAAGUAAAGCAACAUAUUUGAUUACAAAACUCUCUCAUCCAUGAAAACUGUCAGAAAUCUCACUGAACUUGCUUCUUUAAUGAGAUGCUUGUUAAACUUGCUUGUUUAGUUAGAAACAGAUCCUUCUUUAUUAAUUUAGAUAAUCAAUAUAUACAAACCAAGGACAUAACAUAUUAAACCUUCAAUUGCUGAUCAUAAUUUUUCAUGUUGCAAAGCCAGUGUUUAUUUAUUUUUAUGUAAGUCGCACUUUUCUUAAAUCCAGGAUCCCAUAAUUUUGAAAAUACUCUACUGCAUGUUGUUCUGUUGAAACAAGUCCCAAAUUUUAAUCAUUUUUUCAAAAUGCGAUUGAAAAAGAGAUAAACAGCAGUUACCUUGUAUCAUUUUUACAAAAAUUAAUUCCCAACUUAUCGAGAAUUAAUCAGGCUAACCUAAAUACAAAGCGUCAUGUCACAUUUAUCCAUUACUGACACUACAUCACAUUGUUUAGCAAAGUUUUUCUUUGAUUUGAAUUGUUGCUCAUGUUUUAUAGUGGAGUUGCAGGUUUUAUUUGCUUUAUUUUACAUUUUAAAAAUUCGAAAUUAUUCCAGUUACGUAAGUCUUCCGAUUAGUUGAAUGCCGGAUAGUCAGGCUUUUACUGUAGUAGUACUGGUAUUUAUAAAGCUUUUCCACACUUUGAUUGAUAAGCACUGCCUGUUUUUUGCUUUUGUGAAAGAAAAACUAAUCGCAUUAAAUUACUAAAAAUCACUUUACUUAUAGAUAAAAAGACCAGUAUAUGCUCUUCUUUGAUUGUCUGGCAACCGUUAGGGUGAUAUUUAGUCUUCAUUGUUUAUAACUUUUAUGAUGUCAGAUUCAUAUACAAUGGCAAUUCUAGAAGGUCAUCCAACCUCUACCUAAAACUCUCUGAGUACAGACAGGAUCAGGUCAAAUUAGACAGCCUUACAGGCUAUUAAAUAUGACUUCCUUUCCAAUCUAAUUUUUUAGAAAUUGACUGUUUAUGAAAUUUUUCUAUCAUUCUGUCCGCUAACUUAUAAAUAGAUGUACAAUGCAUAUUAUGUUAUGAGCUGGUAUCUAUUGGUGAUAAAAGUUCUCUUUUGGAAAAGCAAAACUUGAUGGUCCAAAUUGGUUCAAAUUUCUUAGUGGGAGAUAUUUAUUCAUACAUCUUCUACAACUAUUUGAAACAUAAUAAAGGUUAAAGAAUGCUUAAGUGCAUAUUUUUAUAUUAAAUUUGUGUACUUUUCAAUUUUUUAUGCAAUACGUAUUGCAAAAUGGAGAAAAUAACUGCGAGAGUAAAUGUAUAUAGCUAAAAAUAUAAUUUUAACCACUAUCUAUCUGAUUAUGAUAUAUAUGCGUCUCAUUUAAAAAGAUCAAAAUAUUCUUAUAGAAAACUGUACACAAGGAAAAUAUUUAAUUAAAUUAUAUUUUAUUUUGUUGUGCAAUAUAUUUGUAUGUUUAAAAAGAAAUUAGAAUUUUAAAUGUAUUUUAUAACUGCUUGCAGAACUGUACACACACUGUACCUAAAAAUACUACUAGUCCAUGUUUAUUAUAUACAUUUUGAUUGUGUGAAUCAUAUGAAGCAGUUGCUAAAAAUAUUUGGAAAUUUUUAUUUUGCUAUGAAAUAUUUAUAUUUUGUAAUAAAUACAUUUUCCAAGAAUG